This is a messenger RNA of Wasmannia auropunctata (little fire ant), 1197 nucleotides long. RefSeq lists its product as uncharacterized. Gene Ontology annotation, molecular function: nucleic acid binding. Gene Ontology annotation, biological process: DNA integration. NCBI's taxonomy places the organism in Eukaryota, Metazoa, Arthropoda, Insecta, Hymenoptera, Formicidae. The transcript has a single exon. The record is from RefSeq and is a predicted model, not a curated record. Bases 1 to 1197 code for a protein of 398 amino acids.
AUGCCCAACGAUCCUGCCACGAAAGUCACACUUCACGACGCUAACCAUCGAGGCAUGCCACCUGCGUUCGAUGCACGGAGGAGUGCAACUGACCUUGGGCAUGCUCCGUCAACAAUACUGGGUGCCUGGAGGACGCUAGGAGGUUCGACGCUGUAUCCACGGAUGCAUCCCAUGCAUCCGAUGGCGGGCGGCGUCACCUCAGCCUCCAAUGGGACAGUUGCCGAGACCCAAGGUCACAGCCUCGCGCCCCUUUACUCACACAGGCGUGAACUACGCGGGGCCGGUACUCGUACGUACGGUAAAGGGGCGAGGCCACAAAGCGCACAAGGCCUUCCUCGCAAUUUUCGUGUGCCUUGCAACCAGAGCCGUGUACUCGAGCUAGUCUCCGACUACUCGACGGAUGCCUUCAUAGCGGCGUUUCGGCGCUUUGUCUCCCGUAGAGGUCUGUGCCGAGCGCUGUACAGCGACAGGGGGACAAAUUUUGUGGGAGCCGACGCUAGGCUGCGCGAGCUGUUCCGGGCGGCCACGGAAGAAAGCUCGCGACUCGUCGAUCUUAUGACUAAUGAGGGCGUCGAAUGGAAGUUCAACCCGCCAGCGGCCCCGCACUUCGGGGGCCUUUGGGAGGCGGCCGUGAAAUCCGUAAAGCACCAUCUCAGAGGGGUCAUAGGCGACUCAACCUUAACCUUCGAGGAAUUAACCACGGUACUCACACAGAUCGAGGCGUGUUUAAAUUCUCGACCCUUGCAGGCUAUGACGGAUGAUCCGGAAGACCUCUCGGCCCUAACUCCAGGACACUUCCUAAUAGGCGACGCUCUGACAGCCGUGCCAGAGCCAGAGUUGGGCCGGGAGCCGAUCAAUCGAUUAACGCGAUGGCAAUACCUCCAGAGGAUGCGAGAUGAUUUCUGGGCAAGGUGGUCCAAGGAGUAUCUCCAUACGUUGAAUGCCCGUAGCAAGUGGUGGAAGCCCGAGGCCAACCCUGAAGUUGGCGACUUGUGUCUCAUCCGAGGGGAAGCAGUACCGCCAUGCAAGUGGCCACUGGCACGGAUUGUGAACGUACACCCUGGAGAGGACGGACAGGUGCGCGUGGUCACCGCCCGAACGGUAUCAACAGAGUUGCAGCGACCAGUAGCGAAGCUUGUCCUGCUACCGACCAAUCGUGCUGCGAAAACCGAAAUGAUCACCUCGCAGUCAAUGUAG